Mytilinidion resinicola is the source of this 1101-nucleotide messenger RNA. RefSeq names its product purine and uridine phosphorylase. The transcript has 2 exons. Bases 130 to 1011 code for a protein of 293 amino acids. The record is from RefSeq and is a predicted model, not a curated record. NCBI's taxonomy places the organism in Eukaryota, Fungi, Ascomycota, Dothideomycetes, Mytilinidiales, Mytilinidiaceae. Gene Ontology annotation, biological process: nucleoside metabolic process. Gene Ontology annotation, molecular function: catalytic activity.
GAGGCUGAGUAGCAACAUGUCUGCGUGCGCCGAAGAGCCAGUGCUUCCCGGCCAUCACCUUCAUCCCAAACUCCGCACGAGACGCUCCGCUACCCCUCUGCUCACCACCUCCUAUCGUGACGACUCCAAAUGCCCCGGCCACCCCGCGAGGAAUACACGGUAGGAUGGGUGUGCGCGCUCUCAGCCGAGCUGGCGGCGGCGCAGGAGAUGCUGGACGAAGAGCAUGAAGAUCUUGAGCGCGACGUCGACGGCAACGACGAGAAUCUAUACUCUCUGGGAUCGAUUGCGGGGCACAAUAUCGCCAUCGUAUGUCUACCGGCGGGACGCAUUGGCAACAACCCUGCGGCGGUCGUGGCGACGCAGAUGAAGACGACGUUCAAGGGAAUCCGGUUUGGGCUAAUGGUCGGCAUCGGCGGAGGAGUGCCUAGCGUAGCGGUGGACAUUCGACUCGGGGACGUGGUGGUCAGCCAGCCAGACAAGACCUUCGGCGGGGUGGUCCAGUACGACUCUGGCAAGGCGACGCCAAGCGGGUUCAAGAGGACAGGAUCGCUUAACGCCCCUCCGCAGAUACUGCUCAGCGCGGUUGCAAAGGUGCAAGCGAGCAAACUCCGAAACAGAAGCAAGGUAUCUGAAUACCUGCAAACAUUCAGCCACAUGCCCGACUUUCAGCACGAGGCGGCUGGGCCUGAUAUCCUGUUUAAGGCAGGCUACAACCAUAAGGGGGGGCAAACCUGCGAUGAGUGCAGUAUAGACGGGCAAGAAGGCCGGCAGCCUUACAGGGUCAGCGCGGAGUUCGGCGGCGUGCUCUGCUUCGAGAUGGAGGCGGCAGGUCUGAUGAACAAUUUCCCGUGCCUGGUCAUCCGCGGCAUCUGCGACUAUGCAGACUCGCACAAGAAUAAGAGGUGGCAACCGUACGCGGCGGGGAUCGCGGCGGCGUAUGCGAAGGAGGUGCUGUUGGUGAUCCCGCCAGCCGAUGUAGCAAAGACUCGCACGGCCGAGGAGGCCACUUAGAGCGCAAGUAGUUAGUGUAACUGCUCUCUUCUAUAUAUUGCAGCGUGGCUAAUAGUGCAAUAGAAAGGGCAAUCCACUCUAUUCCAUUCC